Molecule: messenger RNA, 2563 nt
Organism: Amphibalanus amphitrite
Lineage: Eukaryota; Metazoa; Arthropoda; Thecostraca; Balanomorpha; Balanidae
Product: cell surface glycoprotein 1-like
Exons: 4
Coding region: 56-2008 (650 amino acids)
Cellular component (GO): extracellular region
Molecular function (GO): chitin binding
Source: RefSeq, a predicted model, not a curated record
ACCGGCGUGGUCACGUGACCGAGUACAGGUCGGAGCAUCUGCCGGUAUAAAUGGUAUGCGGACGCGUUUAGGUUUUCAGUUGUUGUGGAGGAAAAUGUGUGAGAAGAUGUGGAGGUGCCUUAUCCUGAUUGUGCUGGCCACUCCCGGUCUGGCCAUGGAGUACAAAUACCCUCCGCCAGAGCAGCCGCUGGUCCUGCCGACCCCUCCGCUCCCGGGCAGCGUCGAACAGACACCGGCACCAACUGAGGGGCCGCCAGCAGCCACUGGGGGAUCUUCGGCACCCACAGAGGGCCCGCCAGCACCCAGUGAGGGACCUUCCGCACCCACAGAGGGACCUUCACCACCCUCUGAGGGACCUUCAGCACCCAGUGAGGGCCCGCCAGCACCCAGUGGAAGUGGACCCACCCCGACUGGGGGACAGACGUCCCCAACAGAGGAGCAGUCGACUCCUACCGAGGCCACAAAGUACCAGUACCCGCGACCGGACCAGCCGCUGGUCCUACCGAGUCCAACGCGACCGGACGACGCCGAGGGUCCUGGUACUGAGGGGCUGACAGCAGCCACGGAAGGAGGUCCAGGGGAGACUGGGGUGCAGCCGUCACCAGCUGAGGGGCAACCGACAGCCAGCGAGGGACAGUCAACAGACACUGAAAACGUCCCUUCCCCGACUGGCCCUCUUUCCCCGACCCCGGCCGGCCCUCCAGCCCCAUCUGGUCCCGAAGCCCCAACCAACUCUAACGCUCCCGCAAACCCGCAGGCUCCUUCGCCCAGCGAUCCGAAGCUGCCCUCCCCCGGCGACGCCUCCCCGAUGCCCCCGGUCGAAUCGAUAACCCCACCUCCAGUCGGGCCCGACUCGAGCAGCAAGCCCACGUCAUCGGGGAACACCGAGCGACCUCCGCUGGAUUCCGGGGACCAGGAAGGCCCGCAGUCGCCGUCGCCGCCGAGCGGGGGUGACCCCGGCACAGAGCACGGCCACCACGGCGGUUCAACGGACCCCCUCCAGUGGCUGAGGGAGGCCGUGCCGGGGGAGCCCGGCGUCGACUACCCCAUCUUCAGUGCCGUGCCGCCCACCGCCUUCAGCUGUGACGACAGAACAGCAGGCUACUACGCUGACGUGGAGGCGCGCUGCCAGUCGUUCCACGUGUGCAGCCCCCCGUCCGGUGGAGUCUCCUCCAAGCACUCCUUCCUCUGUCCGAACGGGACGGUGUUCAACCAGCGCGGCUUCGCCUGCCAGUGGUGGCAUGAUGUUGACUGUGAGUCGUCUGAGGAGUUCUACGACAAGAACGAGGCCAUUGGAGUGGUGCCGGAACGGCCUGCCGGGCCGCCAGCGCCGGCGUCAUCGACGUCAUCGGCACCGUCAUCGACGUCAUCACCGGCGUCAUCUGGAUCGGCACCGUCACCGCCAUCUCCGAUGUCACCACCGCCAUCGGCGUCAAUGGAGACGGAACAGUCAGCUCAGCCGCCGAGGACCCCGGCGGAAAUGUCAUCAGUUGUGCAGCAGCCUUCAGUGCCAUCGGAAACUUUGGGGGAGACGGAGCCAGCGGAGUCGGCAGAAACUUCACAAACAGCACAGCCAGCACAGCCAGCAGAGUCCGCACAGCCACCUCAGACGGCACAAACGGCACAGCCAGCACAGCCUGCUCCACCAGCACAGCCAGCAGAGUCCGCACAGCCACCUCAGACGGCACAAACGGCACAGACGGCACAGCCACCUCAAACGGCACAAACGGCACAGCCAGCACAACCUGCUCAACCAGCACAGCCAGCACAGCCAGCAGAGUCCGCACAGCCACCUCAGACGGCACAAACGGCACAGCCAGCACAGCCAGCAGAGUCCGCACAGCCACCUCAGACGGCACAAACGGCACAGCCAGCACAGCCAGCAGAGUCCGCACAGCCACCUCAGACAGCACAAACGGCACAGACGGCACAGCCUGCUCCACCAGCACAGCCUGCACAGUCAGCACAGCAGCCUCAGACUAUACCAGACCAGAGCGCUAUUGCAUAAAACUUACGACACCGGAUAUUUUACGAAUUGUCUUAGAAUCGUACUUAUUCUACGCCAAUCUGUUUCACAAAGGUCUUGAAAAUAGUACGGAGAGCAAGGAAUUUACUCCAGCACGUGACGUAACUUUUGGGGGUUUCUGUUGCAUAUAAGUUAAGAUUUAAGAAAAAGUAGUUCGCCGAAACGCGCAGAAAAUGUCGCAGAUGCGCCAAAUGUGUAAAAAUCGUAAAAUAUUCUACUGAGGGGGUGGGCUUCUUAGAUUUUAGCCGAAAGUCGGCUAUUGCAGCUGUUUGACGCCGAAUUCCAACUUUUUGAGUCCUUAUACAGUUAUGAAUGCAUAUGAAGGUAACUCCUUAACACACUGAUGCUUUCUUAUCCUCGAACAAUUUAUAGAAAGACUGCAACCGCACCUCUCAUUUCUCAACCAAUGCGAAAGCAUGAUAUAAGCAUGGUCGUACCCGACAAUUGUACUACAACGGUGGUGACUGACGUUAGACCACGCUCGUAGCUCGUUUGAGGAACUGCAGACGCAUUAGUCAUCAAACAUAUCAGUCGUGU